AUGGCCUGUACACCGAAGAAAAUAAUUGCAGUUGUUGGCGCAACCGGCACCCAAGGAUCAUCAGUUGCCCGCACGUUUCUCACCCUCCCCAACUGGCACGUCCGAUGCCUGACUCGCAACCCAUCCUCGGAAAAAGCACAAGACCUAGCCAAGCUAGGCGGCGACCUAGUCGAAGCAGACUUGGACAACGAAGAUUCUUUGCGCCGAGCAUUCGCCGGCGCCCACGCCAUCUUCCUCAACACCGAUUUCUGGCUGCCCUACCGGAAAGCACUUGCUUCAGGUGCUGAUAUCGUGACCAGCGCAAAGCAAGGAUACGAGGCAGAAGUCACUCACGGAGAGAACGCCGUCAAUGUCGCUGCGACAAUCCCAACAUUGGAAAGAUUCAUCUACUCAGCCUUGGGUCCUAUGAAAGCUGCCUCUGGUGGAAAAUACUCCGAUUCAAACCACUGGGAGACGAAGGCCCAUAUAGUCAACUAUAUCGAGAAGCAGAAGGUGGAGUUGGCGAAGAAGACUUCUUUCAUUUAUAUUGGUGCUUAUAUCACCAAUCCUUUCUUGUAUCCCAAGUUCCAAGAGGAGAGUGGGGCAUUUGUUGCUGCAUUGCCGGCGAGAAAGGAGAUGCACAUGCCUAUCAUUGACACUGCUCAGUCAACUGGUCAUUUUGUCCGGGCUUUGGUUGAAGAUGAGGAGGCUGGGAUGCAGCUUUUGGCUUAUGACGACUAUAUUUCCGUUGAGGAUAUCAUGGCUAUUUGGUCUCGUGCUCUUGGGAAACAGGUUCACUUGAUUCAAAUGACCGUUCAGGAGAUGCACGAGAAGACGGGUAUUCCACUUGAGGUUCUUGGUGGCCCAGCUUUUAUUGAUGAGUAUGGCUAUUGUGCUGGGCUUGAAAACGUUGUUGAGCCUGCUCAGUUGAAGUCUUAUGCGCAGCGCACUGGAUUUGAAGAGUGGUUGAAAAGUCAGGAUGUCAAAGAGUUGCUUGGUUUGAAGGAUGCAAACCGCUGGGAUGGUAUCGUUCAGUAA
Messenger RNA from Penicillium antarcticum, 1017 nucleotides. RefSeq lists its product as uncharacterized. Lineage: Eukaryota; Fungi; Ascomycota; Eurotiomycetes; Eurotiales; Aspergillaceae. The transcript has a single exon. The record is from RefSeq and is a predicted model, not a curated record. Bases 1 to 1017 code for a protein of 338 amino acids.